Dentiscutata heterogama is the source of this 333-nucleotide messenger RNA. Lineage: Eukaryota; Fungi; Glomeromycota; Glomeromycetes; Diversisporales; Gigasporaceae. The record is from the annotation of a GenBank genome assembly.
AUGACGGGAUCUUCAAAUUCCGGUGCCGCGAAUAUUCAAUCCCCUUCACCUCCAUUACCACCACCUUCGUCGAUGGCUCCAUCGUUGCCACCGAUUGGUCAAUCGCAAAUAAAUAAUUCUUCACCGGUCUAUUCUCAACAAUCUUCAGCUGGUGGUAGUGAGAGACUUCCAACAUUUGCGCAAUCAUUCGCGCACCCAUAUCAUUCUACAAACAAUUAUGAAUUCACGAGUAGUAAUAGACUACCUGCUCCUUUAUUAACUACUCCUCGUCAUCAUGCGCAGCCACUGUCAUCAGCUUUUGAAUAUCAACCAACUGUUAGCAGUGGUAUCUGA